GCAGAUGACCUUACUCCAAUCUAUUGAUUAUAAAUGACUACCGUCACAGUUACACACUCACAUAAGUAAACUUGUUUGAAAAGGGGUUGGUAAAAAAAGAAGAAAACAUGUUUCAAGAGGAGAAGAGAAAAACAAAUUAUGGAGCAAUAUUCUUGGUUUGCUUCUUUUGUUGUUUCUUUGCGUUCCAAUUCAUGAAACUCGUAACAACACAACCUCCAACUACAACAUCAUCCAUUUCCGUUAUCGAUAGCCCAGUCACCUCCGGUAAGCUCUAUGACAGGAGAGAAUUGUGGAGAGUUAGUCCACCGUCUACGUAUUGUCUCAAAAUCGAAUCUUUCACAAAACUCGCCACUUCUCCAAAUGUCGAAAAGUAUGAAUCCCGUCCUUUCCAAUCCGGUGGAUACAAUUGGACAUUUAUUGUCUAUCCUAAAGGAAACGUUAAGGAUGGUGCUCCAGCUGGUUAUGUUUCGAUGUACGUCCAAAUAGACAAUUCAACACUCCUUAACUCUCCCAAAGAAGUUUACGCAGAAGUCAAAUUCUUCAUUUAUAACCGAAAACAGGACAAGUACUUCACAUAUCAAGAGACGGAUGCAAAGCGCUUUUUUCUGUUCAACCCAUCUUGGGGAUACGGUAACGUUAGACCCUACGUUGACGUGGCCAAUCCCGCUGCUGGUUGGCUUUUUGACGGUGACAGUGUUGUAUUCGGUGUCGACGUAUUUGUCACUGAAGUUUUUAACAAAUGGGAAGUGUUCUCCUUCACUAACAAUUUGCAUAACCGCCUUCUUGAAUGGACGAUACCCAACUUCUCCUCACGAGAGCAAUAUCUCUAUGUAUCUGACAUGUUCAUGAUCGGAGGAAGAAGCUGGGCUUUAACAGUAUAUCCAAGUGGCGAUGGGGAAGGACAGGGUAACUCAUUGUCGUUAUAUGUUUAUGCGGUUGGUGUUAAGCGGUAUGAAAAGAUUUACCUAAAAGCAGGCCCGGCUCAAGUUGUUGUUGGACAUGGUGCAAAAAAAAGAAAAGAAUUGAUGUUUUUAAGGUGUUAAUUGUAGAUUUCAUAAAUUUAGAAUCAUUUUUAUCAAAAAUAUUAAACUUUGAGGGCUCAAAGCCUUCUAAUUUUUUUUUUAUAAAUGAAACCUGGUGCAAAAGCACCGCUUGCACCGCAUCAACGCCGGCACUGCCUAAAAGCUAAGCUACGAAUUAUAGAUCAGAAAGGUUCAAAAGAUGUGGAGAAGAAAGUUGAAAGCUGGUCGGAUCAAGCAAACAGUUGGGGAUUCCAGAAGUUUGUACCGUUUGCUGAUCUUAAGAAUACUUCUAAAGGUCUUCUCGUGAAUGAUACAUUGAAGAUAGAGGUUGAAUUUGAAGAGUUCUCUAACACCAAAUACUUCCCAAGUUAUGGUUUGCCUUUUGCGACCGAUUAGCCGAGCCGGAUAGCCUCAAACAAGACAAGAUAACCGGAUAGACACUCUUUGCAGUUUUUUUGCCAAGUGUUUUUGUGUUAAUAAUUGGAGGAUUGGUCUUCCUAAGGUAGGAGCCUAUCUACCACUUUUCCCUCAUGCUCUUUGUGUACUUGUUUCCUAUUUAAAUAAAUGAAAACUAAGAAUAAAAGCAGUAUUUAUCUGCUAAUUA
Molecule: messenger RNA, 1626 nt
Organism: Camelina sativa (false flax)
Lineage: Eukaryota; Viridiplantae; Streptophyta; Magnoliopsida; Brassicales; Brassicaceae
Source: RefSeq, a predicted model, not a curated record